Messenger RNA from Pseudozyma flocculosa PF-1, 1380 nucleotides. RefSeq lists its product as uncharacterized. The transcript has 3 exons. Gene Ontology annotation, biological process: phospholipid transport. Gene Ontology annotation, molecular function: phosphatidic acid transfer activity. The record is from RefSeq and is a predicted model, not a curated record. Gene Ontology annotation, cellular component: mitochondrial intermembrane space. Lineage: Eukaryota; Fungi; Basidiomycota; Ustilaginomycetes; Ustilaginales; Ustilaginaceae. The coding region runs from base 1 to 1380 and encodes 459 amino acids.
AUGGUGCGCGAGUUCGUCCACGAGUCGGCCUACGACCACUCUUGGUCGUCGUGCGUGCGCGCCUACUACCUGCGCUACCCCAACCCGAACGCCACGCACAUCCUCUCGGUCGAUGUCCUGGAUCGUCGGAUCGAGUACCGCCCGCUGGCCAGCCAUCAGCCAGCGCGGUCCCUCCAGGCUUCCGCCUCCGCUUCUUCCUCAUCCGCCUCUUCGUCAUCCUCUAUCUCGCCCUCCGAGACGACGAUACCGGUGCUCUGCACCACCCGCCUCAUCCUGAAGCGGGGCAACCUGCCAAAGUGGGCGCCCGCGGGCCUCAUCAAAAACGCAGAGAGCUGGGUGCUCGAGGAGAGCGAGGUGGAGCUCGACCUCUUCCCGCCGCGAGCCGGUGCGCGCAAGGAGUCAGAGUCGUUGGGUUCCAAGAGCCUCAUGGGCCGCACAAAGAAUGGACGCACCAUGCGCAGCUGGAGCCGCAACAUCGACCACACAACCGUUCUGGCCGUGUCCGAGGGCCUCGCGUUCAAGGAGCGCUUCGGCUUCAUGGCACCCAACGACAAGGACAAGGGCAAGGGCAAAGAGCGGGAGCAGCAGCCGCAGCAGCUCGAUGCCGCCGCCGCCGGCGCCUCGUCGGACCUCGGUCUGCGCUGGCGGAACUUUUGCAAGACGAUCACCACAGCCGAGAUUGAGUCGCACGUCGGCAUCGGCAUGCUGCGGCGGAGGAUUGAAAAGUUUGGCUUGGAUCGCUUCGUGGCGCACAAGGACACUUCGCAACAGGGCAUCCUGUGGACGCGCGACCGCCUGGACCCGACUUUCCGGGCCUCGCCGCAGCAGCAGCUGACCAAGGACGAGCAGUUCCGGCGCGCCUCGAUCCCGGAAAAGAAGCUCAAGAUCCUCGAGUCGCUGCGGCCGCCAUUCCUGGACGGGUACCCGCUGGGCCCGCUGCAGAAGCUGCGGUUGUGGUGGUGGUCGGGCCAUUACUCGCAGGUCAAGGCCAUCCGCGACGGCUAUCCGAUCGUCAGCGACGACGAAGAGGCCAAGCAUGCCGACGGUCUCGCGGGCGACGGCGACAGUGGCGGUGUGGGCCUCGUCGGCGGCGGCGGUGGCAGCGGCGAGAGGGAGGAGAGGCGGUACCGCGGCGAGCCCGACGAGAGCGUGUGGCGCAACCUGAGCGGAGAGGCCGGCCAGGGCGUCGUCUACUCGGACGUGGAGCGAUCGGCCGAGGGCGGCAUCAUCUACCGCCUGCGGAAACGGCUGGGACUGCGGCCCGAAGCUGGUCCCGGCCUGCUGGCGAGGGCGCGGGAGCGGCUCAGGUCGCUCUCGCCCGCCACCACCGCCGAGGCACACCGGCAGCAGGACGAAAUCGACAGCCAGAGGAGCGUCUGA